Trichomycterus rosablanca is the source of this 1207-nucleotide messenger RNA. Its product is annotated as GTPase IMAP family member 7-like. The coding region runs from base 78 to 1061 and encodes 327 amino acids. The record is from RefSeq and is a predicted model, not a curated record. The transcript is spliced from 3 exons. Lineage: Eukaryota; Metazoa; Chordata; Actinopteri; Siluriformes; Trichomycteridae. Gene Ontology annotation, molecular function: GTP binding.
ACGAGCUGAAAGCUUUUUAAGAUGUGAUUUUUAUCUCCGGAUUAAAGAGCCUCGCAGUGGAGCUUCUGAUUCCGACAAUGUCUCUGACAGAUGAGGGUUUGAUAAAGCAACCAUCAAGAAGAAAUAGUGAUGAGACCAACCGCCCAAACAUGGCCAUGAGGAGGAUAGUUCUGGUGGGGAAGACUGGAGCUGGUAAAAGUUCCUCAGGAAACACCAUCCUGGGCAGGAAAGGCUUUAAAUCUAUUAAAAGUGCAUCACCAGUCACCAAAGAGUGCUGUAAGGAGACAGAAUGUGUAGCUGACAGACAGUUGGUUGUGGUGGACACUCCAGGUGUCUUUGAUAGCAAACUGUCAGAGAAAGACCUGGAAAAGAAAAUCAGUAAGUGCAUUAACAUGACCGCUCCUGGACCUCAUGCUAUCAUCCUGGUGAUUCAACUCGGUCCUUUUACUGAUGAGGAACGUCUCUCAGUGGAGAAGAUUAGAGCCAUUUUUGGAGAAGAAGCAGAUAAAUACACAAUGAUCCUCUUCACACAUGGAGAUGAACUUACUGGAACAAUUGAAGAAUAUCUGAGUGACGGGAGUCUCACAGACCUCACUGAUCUGUUUGGUGGGAGAUAUCAUGUCUUUGACAACACAAAAAUCGAUGACCGCGCCCAAGUCCUGGAGUUCCUAGACAAAGUGGAAAACAUGAUUUUAGCAAAUGGGGGCGAACACUACACCAAUUCCAUGUUUAAAGAAGUGGAGGAAAAGCUAAAGAACAGUGAGGAAGAGUUAAAGAAACAAUACCAUGAAUCAGAGAGAGAAUCAGUAUCUAAACUCAGUGAGGAAAUGAGACAGUUACAGGAGAGGGUUGAAACACUACAAGAAUCAGAGCAAGAAAAAGAGAUGAAGCUUGAUGAAUUGAAAGACCUGAUAAAGAAGAAGGACAGAGAACUGAAUGAAUACAAGCGUUUUUAUCAUGUUAAGCGUAAGAAUGCUAGACUGGAGGUAGAACAAACAAGGGUUGAUGAAAACAUACUAGCAAAAGUGACUGCAUGGCUAAAAAAUCUGUUUUUAAUGUGAGAAUAAACCUACUGUUAAUGUUCUAUAUACAUAUACUAUAGACAUGGCCUAAUGGCCACUUAGGAGGACACUGUUUAUACAAUGUGUUUAAAACGUGGUUGUACCACAUAACUGCUGCAGUUUUACAGUCAUGCUGAGAAUCUCUU